UGACACUUCACUCUCUUUGCCAGUUGGACCACCCUCGUUGACCAGCUCGUUGGGGUCAGGACAUUCUUCGCGACACUCUCCACUCUAUUGUUUUUUGGUGCUUUCAAUUGAACUUUCAUUCCCCUUCCUCUGCCGUCGACGAUUUUCCGCUCUCCGUUGACCGGGGCUUUCAUUCAUAAAUCAUGUCCACAACCACAGGAGCCUUUAUUGCAGGUGGCAUUGCAGCAUGUGGAGCGGUCACAGUCACCCACAGUUUCGAGACAGUUAAGAUUCGCUUGCAACUGCAGGGUGAAUUACAAGCAAAGACCGAUGCGGCGAAGAAGUACAAGGGCGUCACGCACGCCGUCAAGGUUAUUCUACAAAACGAGGGCCCUCGCGGGUUAUUCCGCGGGAUCGGUGUUGCUUAUAUAUACCAAAUUCUGCUCAACGGCUGCCGUUUAGGGUUCUACGAGCCCGUGCGCACGACUCUCACUUCGGCGCUUUAUAAAGACCCGCAGGUUCAAUCUCUGGGCAUCAAUGUUCUCGCUGGCGCUUCGUCCGGUAUCAUUGGUGCUGCCGCCGGCUCUCCAUUCUUCCUGGUCAAGACUCGUCUCCAGUCCUACUCUCCAUUCCUUCCUGUCGGCACGCAGCACAACUACCGCAACUCAUUCGACGGUCUGCGCAAGAUCUAUACCACGGAAGGUGUGAACGGGCUGUACCGAGGUGUGGGCGCUGCCAUGGUCCGGACUGGAUUUGGUAGCUCUGUUCAGUUGCCGACCUACUUCUUUGCCAAGCGCCGUCUCACGAAGCAUUUGGGCAUGGAAGAAGGCCCGGCCCUUCACCUGGCCAGUAGCACGGCCUCCGGGUUUGUUGUCUGCUGUGUCAUGCACCCCCCAGACACCAUCAUGUCUCGAAUGUAUAACCAGACUGGUAACCUGUACAAGGGCGUUUUCGAUUGCCUGUACAAGACUAUCCGCACGGAAGGUCUGCUUGCCAUAUAUAAGGGCUAUUUCGCUCACUUGGCCCGUAUCCUGCCCCAUACCAUUUUGACCCUUUCCCUGGCCGAACAAACCAAUCGGUUCAUGCGGAAGGUCGAGGACCGACUGCUCUCCGAUGACCUGAAGUCGCGCAUUUGAAUGAAGAGGGGUUAGAACUGUAGUGAACCGUGAAAGAGGGCGAAGUCUUUGAUUUGAUCUUUGGCUAGUCGAAUACCCGGGCGAUGGUUAAUAAGAGGCGUUUGAUCUUGGGUUAUCCCGUCACAUGAUUAUAGAGAAUUUGUACAUACAUAUGAAAGAAUACUACAUGUAGAC
Messenger RNA from Aspergillus steynii IBT 23096, 1289 nucleotides. RefSeq names its product putative mitochondrial oxaloacetate transporter (Oac). The record is from RefSeq and is a predicted model, not a curated record. Bases 183 to 1115 code for a protein of 310 amino acids. NCBI's taxonomy places the organism in Eukaryota, Fungi, Ascomycota, Eurotiomycetes, Eurotiales, Aspergillaceae. The transcript is spliced from 6 exons.